Molecule: messenger RNA, 6785 nt
Organism: Carassius auratus (goldfish)
Lineage: Eukaryota; Metazoa; Chordata; Actinopteri; Cypriniformes; Cyprinidae
Exons: 4
Coding region: 318-3041 (907 amino acids)
Biological process (GO): peptidyl-tyrosine dephosphorylation; negative regulation of JUN kinase activity
Cellular component (GO): cytosol; cytoplasm
Molecular function (GO): MAP kinase tyrosine phosphatase activity; MAP kinase tyrosine/serine/threonine phosphatase activity; protein tyrosine/threonine phosphatase activity
Source: RefSeq, a predicted model, not a curated record
CACACGCACAGUUCACAGAAGCGCACAUUUGCAUUGCGCUGGCGUACACAUUGUUAUUGUGUUAAUUGUGUACACUUGUAAGGACAAACGCUUUGAACAGCAUGAGGAAAAACAACCUGAUUCUCAUAUACUGAUGGUCGCCUCUGGAUUUUUAAAGUGUAACCCGCACAAUUAAGGCAGACCACAGAUAACUGCAGCUAUGUAAAUUGCUCGCGCACGGGAUCGGAAUUGUCUCGCGGAGAAACACAAGGAUCUCAUUUAUCACAAAACAUGAUGAUACAGCGGACGUACAGCUUAUAACCUUUGCUCAGCCCCAGAUGCCUCCACUUCCUCUUGACGAGCGCAUAGUGGUAAUUCAGCGCCCAAAAAGUUUGGCCUUGCGCGUGGCCUCCCCACCAACCACAUCACAGUCUUCCUCACACCGCCCAGCCACUCACAACGAGCCUCCACGCCGCCUACCACAACCCCAAUCCCCACCACCCCGUUCCCAUCCAGGUUCCAAGUACCUGUCCCUGGAAUGCAAGGGCAAACAAUCAUCCUAUGUUCAAAGAGAUAAAGGAGAACAAUGUGCUCCCUUUGAGGGCAGAAGGCACAAUGCUAGCCAUUGUCACAGCAAUGGGACAGUAACUUUAGGUCCCAGACCUCGCAAGCACACGCAUACCAUUGACAUUAAAGUGUCUUUGGACAACAGUGGAAGAGGAGGAUCUUACAUAGACAAAGGCCGUAGCAGUCUUACCCGAAGUGGAAGCAUCAAGGUGAACAGAACUAAACGGGUGUCCCUGCAAUUGGAUCCAGGGCAAGGUGAAAGGAAAUGCAAAGGAAAGUCUUCCGAAUCAGUGGAGAAGCACCAGAACCAUCAUCAGAGUCAAAACAGGACUCAACACAGUAGCCAUCAUCCAAGCCAACUUAAAGUCUCUCCUGGAGGGAUCUUGGAAUUUGUACCAGCGCAAAGACAACAGUCAAAAUCCAAGCCAACAAGAGAGAGAGACUUGUCCUCAAAGUCUUGCUCUGCAACUGCCAGCUACCCUCUGCACAGCGAGAGGAACGUAUCAUCUGUGGGCAACAAAGAGAACUCCAAACUGGGACCCGGCCACCAACUGCCACAGGCCCACAGUCUAUCCCGUCACCACAGUUCAGCCCCAUUACCCCAUGCUGCUAUCCUAAACCCUCACUAUCCUGCUGUACCACCCUCACUCCCUUCCCAAGCCCCUUCCUCCUACCAGCACAUCAGUCAACCCCGUCCCUCACACACUAGAGAACAUCGUCCCCAAAUUCUUCACACAUUGCCCCUCUCCCCUACUUCCUCCCAAGGAGGCUUCCCGAGUCCUGACCACACAUGUACAAUUGACUUUUCCCACCCAUGUGGCUGUUGGAGAUCGGUACGUUGUAGAAGAGGUAAAGGUCACUCGGCCGGCUGCCACGGUCAUAGUACAAGCCCAUCCUCUUCAUUUUCUCACACCCAAGGAACAAGUGCUGCCAGCAGAGGUGGCGGAACCAUGGGAUUGAAAACUUUAGGAGGGUGUCUGUCAACUGCUUCCACCACCAACACCUCCUCUUCCAACAGCACUGUCUCAGACUGUCGCACAGGGCUGUUCAGACCUUUGGGUUGUGCAUCCUGUUCUGGAGAAGCUGGAGGUUUUGAGAGUCCUGCUGGUUUCCGUAAGAAACUGGUUGGGGGUUGUUUACCUUGUACUCCCCUGUCGUCAUCUGCACCUCUUCGAGCACUCCAGAGUUGCGUCAGUGGGUGCAAUCCCAAAGCAAGCCAAACUGGCAGCUCCACAUGCAGUUACUGCAGUAGUGACCCCAUUGUAGUGACCUUUAACCCACACAGAGGAAAUCCUCCCAACAUGGGGCGUAAUAUUGGUGCACAUACCAUGGGAGGAUACCAACCUGAUGAUGACGAUUACAGUGUACGCACAAUUUGGCCAGAGGAGCUAGCAAAGAAGAUGACUCACUCUAAAACCCAAUCUAUCCACCACAAUACAAGUAUUGGAAUGGGCUCAGGGAGAACCUGCAUGGGCCACAACCAGAAUAGUGGCAAUGGUGGCAAUCCUGUAAUCCUUGACUGCCGGAACCUAAUGGAGUUCACUCGUUCCCAGUUGACAGAUCAGGCAGGACGACGGAGGCUCCAGCAAGGCAAGAUGGCAGUUUUGGACUUUAUUGGAUCAGGGAAUAGUGGGGACCAGGGUAGAGAUUCCCUCAAGCGCCUUUGGAACAAAGGAGCAGAUGCUUGCAUGGGGGAUGGCAACGGGUUUGAUGACGAAGUGCUUCCACAAUCCCCAUCCCUUCGCUCUCCAUCUCCAGAUUCCCCUACAUCAUUCUCACCCCCAUCCUCUGCUCCUAGCACGCUUAAUAAGCCCAAACCCAAACAGCGAGAAAGGGAGGUUGGACACACCUUACCAUCUACACAGUCGCUUCAUUUGGUCCUCAACUCACUCAACAGAGAACAAGAUGAGGAAAAUGGACGAGUGCACCUUUCCCUCCCCCUUUCUUCAUCCCUCCCAGCAUCACUAUCUGAGGAAAGUGUUAUGACCCCAGAUGUGGAGAAUGCUGUGAUUAGCCCCAUCCUCCCUUUCCUUUUCCUGGGCAAUGAGAGAGAUGCACAGGAUUUGGAUCUACUGCUUCGUCUCAACAUUGGCUUUGUGGUCAAUGUCACAACCCAUCUUCCCCUCUACCACCUGGACACAGGAUUGGUGCAUUACAAAAGGCUUCCAGCUACUGACAACAGCAAGCAGAACCUGCGACAGUAUUUUGAAGAGGUUUUUGAGUUUAUCGAGGAAGCUCACCAGUGUGGACGUGGUGUUCUUGUGCACUGCCAAGCAGGUGUGUCCCGCUCGGCUACUAUAGUCAUUGCUUACCUGAUGAAGCACACCCUCAUGACCAUGACUGAUGCCUAUAAGUAUGUUCGGGGCCGACGGCCAAUAGUCUCUCCCAACCUCAACUUCAUGGGCCAGCUGCUAGAGUUUGAGAGAGACCUCAACUCUGGGGUAACACCUCGCAUCCUCACCCCCAAACUGAGUGGCCUGGAAACACAAGUUUAAAAGGAUGGUGCAAGAAAGAAAUUUGUGGGAAAACGAGCGGGGAGAAGGAGAUAAAUAAAAGAUGGAAUUGGUGGAAAUAAAAUAGAUGGAUAAAAAAUUUUGGGGAUAAGAAUUAAGCAAACAGUUAAAAUUGAGGAUUUCGAGAGAGAGAUGACAGAAUUAACUAGAUGAUGAAAGCAGUCUAAAAGAAAUAGAGGAAACCGUCUUGGUCUAUUUUAAUUGAAGUACCUCAACUCUUUCUGUUUCAUACCAAUAGCACUUAUAUGACGACUGGUAAAUGGAUAUUUGUGCUACCCACUCUGAUACUCUGUUAAUUAUGUACUAUUAUCGAGCUUGGUUAACUGCAAAGGCUGUAUAAAAGUGUUUGGGAGGAAACAAAUGCAAUCAAAGAACUCUGGCUGUCACAGAAAAAGAUCAGAUGUUUUGAGACUCUCAGAACAGUGACAUGCAUCACAUUUGAGACCCAAGAGCUGUAGCAAACUUCAAACUCCUUUUCCACUGUGCACAGAACUUUUCUAGACAGAUUAUUUUUUUGAUUUGGGAGAUCAUUUGAAGGCCCUUUUGGGUUACUUUGCGUUAGCUGCCAACUAUUUAUAAAUUUCUCCACUGACACGAGGAUUCAUCUUGCCUUUGAAUUUUUUUUGAUACUGCUAUUUUUGUUACUUGUUUUACAUCUUGCAUUCUUUAUCUUAGUGUCUUUGUGCGGGAGGUGUGCAAUAGUGUUGACCUGGGAAGCAGAACGGAUUUAUUUUCACUUGGACAUUGUUUCACUAAUAGACUUUUUUUUUAUGGGACAUAAACCAGCCAUUCUAAUGGCAAAUAUAAUCCAAAAAUCAUAUAUUUCUUUUUUAUUUCCUGCUUAUGAUAUUGAACAGAGGGCAAUUUUUUAUAAAGCACUGUGUAAUGAAAACAUUUGUUAAUAGCAAAAGUGGGUAAUAGACUAUUGUGCUCCAAAUGGUGAGGAGAAAGAUCUGGUGGAACUGAAUUUAACCUUUUAAUAAGGAAUAUGUACACUGUUUAUUACUGUGCAAAAUUACUGUGACUGGAGCAGAUUGGGCUGAGUCUUAAGUAUAAUUUGAAUUUAAAAUUCAAAAUUGCACAUCAAGGUUACCAAUUAAAUAUUUAUAGUUUAUGCAAAAUCAGCAUGAAAGUUCCAAGGUGAUAGUGUGCAGGUGUUUUCUGUCAUUUGCAUUUCUGUCAUAGUCAGUUCAUUACAUACGAUAAAUGAACACUAUUAUCAGCUUUAAUGCCUGCCCUGUUUUUUAAAACAGCCUGCCUAAUUUGCCCAUGAUCAGAUUUAUGUGCUUUCAGGACUGUAGGCAAAAAAUCUGGUUUUAUAUUAGCUACCACAAAGGAAACCAGAGCCCCUUCCUCUUCCUUAAAUUUCCUACCUUUUUCUUUCUUUUUUCCCUUUAAGAGACUAUGCAUUAUUAUGGGAAUACAUUCUGUGAAAAAAGACUUGGUUCACUCAGUUCACUGUGAAACAUUCUUCUUCCUGCAUAUUGUGAAGUUCUCAGCCUUGGUCCUUGAAGCCGCCUCUCAUCAGUUUUGACAAGCAAGGAGUUUGUCUGCUGUCUCUGAGCUCUUAUCUGCCUCACUAAGCCAUUGGGCCUUCACACACCACUGCUGAGUCUCCGUUAAUGUGCUCUGCCCAGCAACAUAUGACAAAAUAUACUAUUCUGCAUUUCAGCCCCCCCCCAGCCCCUCUCGACUUCUACCUAAAGUGUAGACAUGUGAAGGUGUAAAGUGUAGACAUGUGAAGGUGUUUUCUUACAGGUAGAAGACCACAUAAUGUCCUUAAACUUUAACAUAUGUCUGAUUUAUCUAUUUAGUUCAGAAGUUUGAAUUUAAUUUGAACUGACCACAUGCCACAGCAUAUUGAACUGAAAUGACGUGAAGAGGAAUUUAAAGAAAUUCAACACACAGUUACAUAACCCCCAUGUCUAGAAUCCAUGAAACGUUAGAUGUGUAUGUACACACAAUACCAUACACAAUACUUUCAAUACUAAUUCUUUAAAUAUGAAUUACAAUUCUACUUUUUGCUACCUCAGUUAAAAAUUUCAGGACUUGAAUUGGAAUUUAAAAGGCAUUCUCAGUUCUGUCAUAUGAAUGCCACACAACCCUACUAAAUGUGGACACUGCUGAAUAGCAUUUAGACUAACAAUAUGUAUUUUUAAAACUUGGAUUAUUUCUACUUCAGAGCAUAAUUGCUAAACGGAUCCUUUGGUAUCUGACAGUACCUUCUUCGAGUUGGUGUACCGUUUUAUUAAAUCGGAUAGUUGCGCCCCUCCCCCCUACAAGUCUGCUUAAGUAAAUGUAUAAAGUGUGUUUUACGAGAAAACAGAUGCCGGAGAUGCCUUUUGGUAAAAUAACCGUCUUCCGCGUCAAUGUAGCACCUAUCAACAGAAAGAAAUAGCAGCACUUGGAAGUUUUGUUAUCGUUUGGAUUUGUUUUGCUCUGUUAUAUCUGUUUGCUGCACAAAAGUUUGCUUCUGUGUGUGGACGCGAGAAGUCAGUCUUUGUGUUUUCUGUGUGCUCGAGACAUAAGAGACUGCCCAUAGGCACAACUCAAGCUUCACUGUAAGCUUGCAUCUUGUCAAUGCCAAUAGCCACUGCUAUAUGCCUCCUUUACCCUGGAUUUUCUCUUCUGGGCACUGGGGGGAAAUUUACCUCUUUGCACAUUCAAUCAUACAUGUAGAAAAAAUAUUGCGUAGGCCUACCAGAAUCACCUGGCAACACUGAAUGAAUAGCGCUGGACAUCACAGACCUGGUGAAUUGCUGUUGGCUGUCCGCAUCUUGAGUGUCUCAUUCUAUGAAACCUGAAUUUGUUUAGAAAAUAUGUGCAAGUCAUUGAAACCGGAUAUGACCAGUAUUUCCUGUGUUGAAUAAUCUUAUAUACAAUAUAUGGUUUGCACAUAGAAAUGAACUAAAUGUAAAGUUUUGUGUAGAAUUUAUUUGAACAUGUAAAUUUGUGAAUGGAUUCUUUCUGUGACUUUAUUCAUGUAUGUAAUGCUUGUUCUUUUUUAAAUUAUUAUUAUUGUUGUUAUCAUUUUUUUUUGUGCCAAAUGCUGAAAAGAAGGUUUUGACUAAAAAGAAUUGCCCUCCAGGAAAGAAGAUGUUUGAACUGCUCAGUUAUCAGUGAUUUCCCUUGUUCCCCAGGCAAUAUGUUGAUGUCAUACUCUGUUACUUUAACUGUACACUUUACCUGCCGAUUUCUUACCCUCUAAACUGCUAAAUUGCUCAUUGAAGAUGUUAUAUUUUCAUAUGUUGAUAUGUUUUUUUUGUUCAUGGCAAUUUUAUCAGUGACUCUUUGGAUAGAGGUUUAUAGCUAUCCCUCAAGGGUUGUACUUUGAUGUACUUUGAAUGCAUGUUGCUCUAAACUGACCUUUCGGACUUCUCUCCCCUUCCUACUGACUCAAAUGUUCUCCCCUUUGAGAAUUCAGUGCCCACGCUGCUUCAGAGAGAAGACGGACAAGGCAGCCAGUGUUGGUUUGACCAUAUACUUGUGUGUACUUCAGUUUAAUCACUGACAAAUGAUGGGGCUUCGUCCUUUUCCUGUUUAAAACUUGACUGUGAGAGACUGUGAUACUGUUGUGAAGCAAAAUUAUUAAAAGUGUUAGGCUGAACCCUGCCGGUAAUGACUGAAAAAAAGAACCUCUCAAAAAUUGGCUUGUGAUAUAAUUGUUCAUUGAUAUGAUGUUCGCGAAAAGUUAAAAUGACUUGUUGAAAUAAAAUUUUUUUUUUA